AUGCUCGCGCCCCCCUCCCCCACGAAGACGGACCGCGGCCGCGUGUCCUUCGCGCGCAAGGCGACCUAUUCGGAACUCACGGCGAGCGCGACGCCGAGCAUCGUUUCACGCUUACCGCCCGGCUCGUUGCACGGCGUCCGCCGCGACACCUCGAUUGAUGCGGGCCCCGCAUCAAAAUGGCUCCGCGACGGUUUAUCAUCAGCGGCCGAUGCGAAUGAAGCGCUGCGCGUGGUCGAGACGAUUUUUAUCAGUGACGGGGUGGUCACGGAUUGGUUGGGGUGUACGCCGCAGGGCAUACUCAAGAGGAGGCCCACGCCUUCAAGAAAGGACGCCUGGCCGGCCGUCUUCCGGGCGCUCGGCCCGAAGCGCGACCUGGAAAUAAGGAACGCGACGCGGGCUCGGAGAGCGUCGGAGUUAGCGCGGAAGAAGAAAGUGGCCAUUGUCUGGUGCGACGACGGCAGCGGUUCUUUGAAACGCUACGGCCUCACGACCCAAGAACUUGAAAUAUUAUGCUGCUUCGAGCACCAGCGCGCGAACGACAACAAACAUUUGGGGAGUUGGGCCGUCGACUCCGAGCGAGCUAUCAGUGCAAGGCGCAUGGUCGUGGCGCUGCAACGGUAUGAACCACCACCAACAUGUUGCAAGGGCGCCGGCGUCUUCACGCAGUCCUACGAGCGGGGACGGCCUCGACCGAUUCUGACGUCCGUCGAACUACGAACAAAACUGAAAACGCCGACGUGCGAGGACUGCCCCGAAUCGCUAUUACCAGGCCCCGUGCUCGACGCGAAGGACGAAGCUGCGGCAAGGAUGCCGUGGGGCGCCCCCCAGAAAGAGCACCUCGAGAACGAGUCCCUGUUACAAGAGGAGGCGCCGCCCGUUAUUGGUAGCGUGGCGAGCGGCACGGCGUCGCAACUGCGAGACGCGGGUUUAGCUGUCCCUGUUGGGGGCGAGUUCCGCCGUCGAUUGGGCGACGCGAUCGAUAGUGUCGUAAGGGUGCUGCAGCGCCACACGAAAAGACGAGUUACAUCAAUAACCUGCGACUUUCUAUUUGGUGCCGACGAGGAAUGUUACUUGUUGUGCUGCCGGGGCGUGUCGCUCCUCGCUGUUAAAGCUAGACAUCUCCAGCCGCCGGCGCCGACGUCGCCGGCGACGGGGCGGUUGCUUCCCGUCGAAUUCACGGAGGAAUCAGAAGAAGAGGAGGAGCCGGAGCCGGAACCCGAGCCCGAGAAGUACGAAGUCUGGCAUCCACCCCCAGGCCAGGACUCGAUUCAUAAUAGGGCCAACUCCGCGUUCGAAGACCGGCAGUUCGUCGAAUGGCUCUGCGAGGUGAACGCGCCGCCCAGAUACGUGCCACCGAAAAAGAAGAGCGCUGUUAUGAGUUCGAAGAUGGUCGGCGUGCUGUCGCGCCGACUGACGAUGUCGCGCACUUCUAUAGCAGCAGCGAAGGAGGCCGCGCGUCUGGAGGAGGAGCGAAAAGAGGCCGAAGCUCGGGAACUCGCGGGCCCGCCGUCCGAGGCCGUCGUGGCCGCGCGCGAGAUCGAGGACACCGUCGCGGCGAUGGAGGCGAGGCUUCAUGAUAGGUUGUCCCGGUCGCUGAGGGGCGAGAAGGUGUGCAAACUGAACCACAGGCAGAUGCUGCGCCGCGUGAAGCAGGCGCUGCGGGCGCCCAAGGUCGUUCCCGCUUCUGGUGCGCCGGCGCCGGCGCCCGGGGGCGUGCCGGAGGCGCCGGUGCCGGGGUAAGUUUAUUGACUGUGUAUUAUUUAGUUUUAUCUGAACUUAGGAACUCCCCGGCGACGACGGCGUUUCGCGGGCGCGGAGCGCGGCUCGCGCGUUUUGCAGGGACUUCUCAGCCACCUUUGUGGUCGGGUGCGCGCCGCCGAACACGCGCCGCACGAUCCGUUCCGUGUCCUCGAGCGUCGUCACGGCCUCGCGGAGAUCGUCGAGCGUGGCGCUGUCGUCGCUGCGCGAACACGCGAAAGCGCGAGAGCGCCUCGCCGACGCCCGCGCGUCGUCCGAGCAAUUGGCGCUCGCGGCCCUCGCCUUCGUCGCCGCGGUGGCGUUCCUCGCCGGCCGCCGCUACCUCAGGAGGUAA
Molecule: messenger RNA, 2092 nt
Organism: Pelagomonas calceolata
Lineage: Eukaryota; Pelagophyceae; Pelagomonadales; Pelagomonadaceae
Source: the annotation of a GenBank genome assembly